Molecule: messenger RNA, 2071 nt
Organism: Numida meleagris (helmeted guineafowl)
Lineage: Eukaryota; Metazoa; Chordata; Aves; Galliformes; Numididae
Product: translation initiation factor IF-2-like
Exons: 2
Coding region: 1-591 (196 amino acids)
Source: RefSeq, a predicted model, not a curated record
AUGGCGGCCCCUCCGCCGCCCGCACUCACAGCCCCGCACCGCGCGCACGCCGCUCCCCUCCCGGCCUCCCCCCGCAUCCCGCGGCAGGGCCGCCCCCUGGCGUCGUGCAGCCGCAGCGCCCCGCCGGGCCCGGCCGCCCCCCACGCGAGGCGCCGUCCAUCAGCGCUCGCCGUUCCCAAUUCGCGGCGGGCGGCGCCGCCACACCCCGCCCCGCCCGGGACGGAGCCGCCGCGCAGGUGCCGGCUCCUCUCCGGGCUGCAGCGGCCCGAGGGUGAAGGGAAAAAAAGGUGUGAACCCGGAAGUACACCCGCCCCGCCGGCGGCCGCACGGCACCGCGCGCUCCGAGGCGCAACUUUUCCUCCGGCCGCGGCGGAGUCGCCCACCGCCCUCUCCCCGCGCGGGUGCCGCGGCUGCGGGAGGACGAGAGCCGGCGGACACGCAGCUCCGCGAAGGAGAGGUGAAGGAGCUCGCUUACCUCCCGCGCGCCAUGGUGGCCGGGCUGAGCGGGGCUGUCGUACCGCGGAGGGGAGGCGAGCGCCAGGCACGGACACACCGACGGUGACCCUUGCUGCUAACACCCUGGAAGCAUGAAGGAAGAAGCUGUCUGAGUCAAAUGGACAAAAAGACAAAUGCCAGGCCAGGAUGAGGAAAAAAGUAUAUAAAGAGAAAGGGUCUUGCGAGAUCAGGACUGUACAAGGGACAAAAAACCAAGUCUAGAAAUCAGAGACUUGCUGACCAAGAACAUUUUGCCUCAUAUCUGCAUGGUUUAUUUGCCAGCAUAGUGUAACACAGUCACAGUACACAGAGUAUGAGUUAAAGAAGUUAUUGUUGGCUGGAAGAGCUGUUAUCUGUGUCUGUGGCAAGCAGCAGCACUGCUUCUGUUAGGUUGUGAGGGACUGGGGAAGUGCAUGGGGGACAUAGACUACAAAACCAUGAGCGAAGCAUGGGAAAUUAGUGGGAGAUCAGGAUACACGGAAGGAAGAGGAAAAGAAGAGCCAUGCUGCACUCUCUGCCAUAGCUAGCAAUGACUAUAUGCAAUUACAGAGCUCUCUUUUUUUUUUUUUUUUCUGGUUUUAGUCAUUAGUCUCCUUCUUUGGCCUUUGGGACUGUUCUAAUUUUUUAAUGACCCAAUGAAAAUGUUAGUAACAGAGAAGUUUUCUAUUUUUCCUCUGUCUUCCUCCUGCUUUAUUUGCUUUUCCCAAUGGGGCUAAAAAAAAGAAAGUUAUUCUUUUAAAAAUUAGUUUGGAAAAGCUGUGCCAAAAUAUGCUGUUCUGCUUUAUUUUAUAGCCUAAUGAAAGUCAAGUAGCAUUUUAUAAAGCUUUAAAUUUUAAUAUAAUAUCCUCAAGAGCAUUCCAUUUGCAAAUCUGGGGAGAUAUCUGAGCACAUGAACAUUCAACACGAUAAUCAGAGAAAAGCAUUUUAUCACAAAUGCCUUUUUGUGCAUUUACUUAGCCAACUCAAUUGCAUUUCAGUCAAGCCUUCAUUACCAGCCCACUGAGAGUAAUCUGCCAAAUCUCUACUGUUGACUUCUUUAGACUUUUCUAACCCUUUUCUAAACCUCUAAUGUUUACCACCUUAACAAGACUAUAUUUAAUUCCAAACCAGAAGCUAUUUUGACUUUUUUGAAUGUGUGAUCAUUUCUGUCCUUGCUCAGUGGCUCAGCUGUGCCAGUUGGAAUGAAGGCUGAGAUUAUGCUCAGUAUUUAGGUUGGUGCAGAAACUGAGUUGUGGAAACUGACUAUCCAAGGUAUCAAAUGAUGAUUAGGAAGAUCAGUAUUUAGCUUUUCAUCUAACUCAUCAAAAGCAGUAACAAUAGAGAAAAGCCCCUCCUGGCACAGGAUGAGGAUUUUGCAGGAAAGCUGAACUGGCACGUAAGAUGUUCAGACUUAAAGAAUUAUUUCAAAAGGGCCACAGUCAUGCUGAAAUAGUUUUUUUUUAGGAAUUCACUGAUAUAUAGUUGGCAAAUCAUUAACAUUUUAAUGCUUUUUAAAUCAGUAUGCAUAGCCUUUAAAAAUAACAGUUAUAAGAAAAUGUUAAUGUUAGCAAUAAAUUUUAUUUUAUUAUGAUCAAAA